Molecule: messenger RNA, 1888 nt
Organism: Pseudogymnoascus verrucosus
Lineage: Eukaryota; Fungi; Ascomycota; Leotiomycetes; Thelebolales; Thelebolaceae
Exons: 3
Coding region: 285-1799 (504 amino acids)
Biological process (GO): carbohydrate metabolic process
Molecular function (GO): beta-glucosidase activity
Source: RefSeq, a predicted model, not a curated record
AUCAGAUGGUUGAAUGACUGGCAGUUCUGUUCUUUGAUUCCAUAACUACAACCACAUCACAUCACAUCGUCUCUUGCAUCCCGUUUCUUGACAAAUUCGCUCACUAUUAACCCGAGCAGACCCUUUCCUCCUGCCUUUUUGUCUUGUUUUCCGGCCUAGCGACCAACUCUGUCCCCGAUCCCAGCCCCGCUACCCUUAGUUAUGGAUCCAUCCUAGGUCUACAAAAUAUUCCCUACUAGGAUCUAGAGCCUGAUGUCUAAUAUUUGAGAGAUGCUACACCCCACAUGUUCGAACGAAGCGACGUUGUCGAGGCUCCCUCUGAUAACACGUUAACGACAGCACAAAAGCCUAGUAAAGAUCUGCCACUCCCACGAGACUUCGUUUGGGGUGCUGCUACAGCAGCAUACCAGAUCGAGGGUGGCGCUUUCCAGGACGGAAAAGGUCCCUCUAUCUGGGACAUGUUUUCCCAUGUCGUUCCCUCACGCACCAGUGGUGACAAUGGCGACGUCGCAUGUGACCACUACAAUCGUAUGCCAAAAGAUGUUGAGCUAAUGGAAUCGCUGGGCCUCGACGUCUACCGCUUCUCUAUCUCGUGGUCACGCAUUAUCCCCCUUGGCGGCCGCCACGACCAGGUCAAUGAAGCCGGGGUCACAUUCUAUAACAACCUCAUCGACCAGCUAGCCGCACGAAAUAUCACGCCCUCAGUCACUCUUUAUCACUGGGAUGCUCCUCAGGCUCUGUACGACCGAUAUGGCGCUUUCUUAAAUACGGCUGAAUUUAAGGCCGAUUUUGAAAAUUAUGCGAGACUGUGUUUCUCCCGCUUUGGGGACCGCGUGAAGGAAUGGGUUACCUUCAAUGAGCCUUAUGUCAUAUCAGUUUUUGGACACCAUAGCGGCUCACUUGCACCUGGCCAUAACCGGGCGACAGGCUUUGAUACCAAAACGGAACCAUGGCGGGUCGGACACACGAUUAUACUUUCUCACACCUCUGUAGCGCAAAUCUACGCCGACGAGUUCCGUCCGACUCAGGAAGGCUGCACGGCAAUUGUUUUGAAUGGCCAUAUGUAUGAGCCUUUUGACUCAAACAGCAAUGCAGACAAGGCCGCCGCACGGCGCAGGAUGGAAUUUUACUUCGGCUGGUUCGCCGAUCCGAUUUACUUAGGACAAGACUACCCCGCCGUAAUGCGUGCCCAGCUAGGUUCGCGUCUGCCUAAGUUCUCGCCUGAUGAGCUCGAACUCCUCCGCAAAUCGGUCUCCCUCAAUACAUUUUUCGGCCUGAACCACUACUCGACAAAAUACGCCAGGGCCCUACCUGAUCCGCCUGCUGACGAUGACAUCACUGGAAAUGUGGAAGAGGGUGCCAUCAAUAGCGAAGGGGAAGAGAUUGGCCCAGUAUCUGGCAUGAUAUGGUUACGUGUUGCGCCUGAGGGGUUUCGCAAGCUACUCAGCUGGCUGUGGAAGCGUUAUAGCAUCCCAAUCAUAAUCACAGAGAAUGGGUGCCCAUGCCCAGGUGAGAAUAAUAUGACAUUAGAGCAGGCGGUCGAUGAUCAGUUCCGCAUACGGUAUCUAGGGCUCUAUCUAGAUGCGAUUUCGCAGGCUAUCUAUACGGAUGGUGUUUUAGUUAAGGGCUACUAUGUCUGGAGUCUCAUGGAUAACUUUGAGUGGUCGGCGGGUUAUAGCCCUCGUUUUGGUAUUGUACAUACAGACUACAAGACUCUAUUAAGAACGCCAAAGAAAUCAGCAUCAUAUCUAAAGCACUCGUUCAGGCAUCGGAGAGAAAGAAAUCAGCAUCAUAUCUAAUAAUGAUUCUACGUACUAGACAGAAAAAUCAAUAGAAUGAUAGGAAGGUUAACAGGGUUAGCCUUUAGGGCUAUGCAUAUAAAUUUAGG